Molecule: messenger RNA, 2180 nt
Organism: Danio aesculapii
Lineage: Eukaryota; Metazoa; Chordata; Actinopteri; Cypriniformes; Danionidae
Product: GTPase IMAP family member 9
Exons: 3
Coding region: 731-2146 (471 amino acids)
Cellular component (GO): cytoplasm
Molecular function (GO): GTP binding
Source: RefSeq, a predicted model, not a curated record
UGAAUGGGCGCGGAUUGGAUGCGCGAACUUCCCUUGUCAGAGGGCGAGAGAGGAGACAUUGAGGUGACAGGAAAUCAUGGAGGACUAGCAUUAACACACAACGUAAAUUAAUAAUUUACCGAAAUACCGCGUACAACAUCUGUUGAAAUGGUCAUUCAUAACCGGGCACGUGCGGAUAACUGACACCGCUUCCCCGUGGAGGAGAAACUGUUCGCAAGACUCCAACAAUACUUCAAACUGCAUUAAAACGGUGACACGGUGGCUCAGUGGUUAGCAGUAAGUAAGAAGAUCGCUGGUUCAAAUCCAAGCUGGGCCAGUUGGCAUUUCUGUGUGGAGUUUGCAUGUUCUCCCCGUGUUGGUGUGGGUUUCCUCCAGGUUCUCCGGUUUCCCCCAGUCCAUAAUAGCUAUAGCAGUCGGCCAUGUAUAGUGACCCUGUGGACCAACAGUUUUGGUGGAAACAGGAAAGUUGAGAUGCACAUUUAUAGGUGAGUUGAAUAAACUAAAUGUUUCCCAGUAUAAUUUUUAUCCUUAAAAAAUCCAUAAGCUGUUAAUUGAAAUAAAUGAAUUAAAAAAACUCCUGGGAUGCUGCUUCUGUCUAGACCGCACACCGCACAUCAUGUUGGUAAUUACAUUUCUGUGAAGUCAAGUUAAUAAAAUUCCCUGCAAAUAUCAUGCAGAUGUUACUGGAUGAGCUCAUCCCUGUAAUCCUUUUUUUUUUAGGCGGAAUUAGAUGAAAGACUCGAUAAAAGCAAUGGCACAAGGAGAACCAGCAAAUUCAACAAAGCAGGGCGAAAGCACAGAACACGAAAAACUGCCAGAAACAUGGAAAGAGCUGAAAAACAUGGAAGACUGGACAAAAGAUCACGUCCAUCAAUGGCUCAUAGAUAUGAAAGUCGAUCAGAAGUAUGCUGAUAUUCUGUACAAAGAGGAUGUUAAAGGAGCUUGCCUAAAUCUGUUUGAAAAACAAGACUUCCUGGAUGCCGGUUUAAAGCAUGGACCUGCAGUUCAAAUCCUUAAAAAUGUAGCCCUGUUCAGAACGUCCUCGGAUGGCCCCAAGGACACAACUGCAUCUGUAGGAGAUUCUGCAUUACAGCAUUCUGAGCAAGAAAACGUAGCAGCUGAGAGUCCCACCACUGGAUCUGCUGAACUGAGCAUUGAAGAAAAUGGUACAUCAACAAGGACAUGGCUCCUACAAGCUAAACAUGCAGACGAUAAAGGGAAGUCCUUGAAUGAGACAUCAGAGAAUCAUGAUGAAGUAGAUGGCAUGAGUGGUGAACAAUCUCAGGCUUCAUCUUUGACAACACAACAAGCACAAAAUGUGGAAAGUAAGACCACAGAACACCCAAGUGGCUUUAUAAAGCCGUUAAAAAUCCUUAUAACUCAUUUCUGUAAGCCCCGGCCAUUUGAUACAUGCACAGGAACGUUUCAAUACAUACAGAAGGAAAUACUUCCUCCUGAGACUGGUCCAAGCAAUCUUCUUGACCCCGUGCAUGAGUACAAACUCCUGGUAAACACAGCUAAUGCGGCAGAAAAGGAUGUUUUAGAAAAAUUUUCAAAUGAAACAUUCUGGUUUGCCGCAGGAUGCAUGAAUGAUCGAACCAAUGGAACCAUUCACUUUGGUGUUGGAGAUGAACCACAGUACAAACAUGGACAAAUCAUUGGGCUCGAGUUGACAUCUCCGAAUAAAUAUAUUGAUGAGUUUGAUACAGGUCUGAAGGAGCACUUUAAAGGUAAAAGUAACAUUGCAAGGGCUUGUAUUAGGCCCCCUGUGUUUGUUCCAGUAAUAUGUAAAGACAGCAGUAUUAAGUGGGUUAUUGAAAUUGACAUUGUCCCAAUGUACAAACUGACUAAGAGGAAACGUUUUUACACAACACUUGACAAGAAGAAAAGGAAAUCAAAAUGCUUUUUUAUACGCUCUGGUGCAAACACUAUGAAUUAUUUACCAAAAGAAAAUCCUAAAAUUUACAAACAAAACUGCAAGACUUUAAAUCAUUAUGUGGAAUUACGGGAUAUAUUUCGGCAGUCGGCUGAAGAUGAAGCUCAGCAACUAGUAAUUGUUCUCCAGGAAGGCCAAAGUCCUGCAGAGUUUAGCUCUAACCUACUCCAACACGCUGGCAUAAAAGGUCAGUCUGAAGACCCUUGUUAGCUGGUAUAAGUGUGGUUUGUUAAUUGUUUGCAAU